Messenger RNA from Rhizophagus irregularis DAOM 181602=DAOM 197198, 819 nucleotides. RefSeq lists its product as uncharacterized. Gene Ontology annotation, cellular component: Ino80 complex; transcription factor TFIID complex; transcription factor TFIIF complex. The record is from RefSeq and is a predicted model, not a curated record. Lineage: Eukaryota; Fungi; Glomeromycota; Glomeromycetes; Glomerales; Glomeraceae. Gene Ontology annotation, molecular function: histone binding. Gene Ontology annotation, biological process: chromatin remodeling; regulation of transcription by RNA polymerase II.
AUGAGCGACACAAACCAGUCAAUAGUUGAAAAAGAGAUUGUAGUUGUAACCGACCAGGAGAUAUCAAAGCAUUUGAAGCCAACUAAUGGUCUUCCAAUGCGUAAGUGGAAGGUUUCGAUCUUUGCAAUUGACGAUAUGGCAGAACAUUGUCCUCUAAAUUACGUUGAAAGAGUUGAAUAUAUCUUACAUCCAACAUUUGAACCUCCUGAAAGAGUGGUGCGGAAACCUCCAUUUACACUUUCUGAAAAAGGUUGGGGCGAGUUUGAUAUGAAGAUAACAUUAUAUUUUACAGAUAAAACCAUUAUUCCUUUUACUUUUUUUCAUGAUCUUAAUUUCAAAAAAUCUCAUUAUGAAGUUCCUCACAAACUAACUUUUACGGAUCCAAAACCAACAUUUCAGUUGUUGCUUUUUCACGAAAAAUCUGAUGAAUCGUAUUCGUCUAUGCCCAAGCCUAAUAAAAAAAAGACAAAAUCAUCACUUAAUGCUUCCAUUAAACGACAAAAAAAUGAUACAUCUGGAUCGCCAAGUUAUGAAUCUGGUAAUUCUUCGCGAUCACCGUGUUCUACUAGUGAAUCCACGAAUGAUAAAGAGAAUUAUAAGGUAGAUUAUCAAAAAUUAGCAAGAAAUCUUUAUGCAUUGGAUGAGGAUGACAUACUCGAAGUAAUACAAAUUGUCAAUGAUCAUCGUUCAGAUGACAUGUACAUAAAUGAAGAUACAGAAGGAGAAUUUCACAUAGAUUUAUACACCCUCGGUGAUGAAUUAUUGAGAACACUGUGGGAUUUUACUGAAUCAAAAUUAGACCAAAUUUCAUCUAUUUAA